Messenger RNA from Peronospora belbahrii, 822 nucleotides. The record is from the annotation of a GenBank genome assembly. NCBI's taxonomy places the organism in Eukaryota, Oomycota, Peronosporomycetes, Peronosporales, Peronosporaceae.
AUGCGCAAAAAGUGGCAAGUACAACAGCCAGUAACCUCGCUGAGAAAGUGGCAACAUUCCAAGUACCCGUCUUCAAUUACGCAACCCUCUCCACUGGUUUGCCGCUCGUACCUCGAUAUGGCCGCUGCGUGUGCAGUAUCCGCCCAAGAGACCAACGCCGACUUCCUGAUCCAAAAGACGUUCACGGAUGGCACGAAACGCUACACCAUCAGCGCACAAUCGGGUCAGGAUGCGAACGCCAACGACAUUCCUACCGAUCUGACGUGUCCGGGUUACAAGGAAAUUUACAGCCAAUUCUCGUCGCUGCUCGAGAUGGUGGUGCUUAGUGUGGCCACGACGCUCGAUGCCACCAAUUUCACUAUCAAGGACGGCUAUGGACAAGUCGUCUCUAGCCGUAAACUCAUGACGGAUGCCGUCCGUCUUGACCACUUUCACGCCUACGAGACGCCUUCUCAGCGCAGGCUUAUGACUGCGUUCUCUGGCACCGAUACGAACUCCUCGGCCGACAUCAACUUUACGUUCGACCUGCACGAGGACAACGGUAUGUUUAUUGUGUUUCCGACGCCUGCUUUCUAUCAAGUAAGUGACAACGGCUUUAACCACAAGUUUGAGUCAGUGUUGCCCUCCGGCAUAAAUGGUUUGGAAACGGGCUUUUUCAUUCAGACCCAUGACGGUCAACUCGUGGAACCUAUUUUAAAACCCGACUACGUGACACUCAUGGUGGGCACGGAGUUUAACCAGUGGAUGCUUUCGUCGCAUCAUUUGCCGACCGUGACGCAUGCCAUGCGCAUGCCGAAGAUUGAUAUGAUGCCGACACAGUGA